AUGGACGGCGAUAGGUCCCAAGGGAAAAGCUUCCCGCCGAGACCGCCAAAACCUGGACAGCAGGAGAAACGCGGACGACAAUCCCGCCCAAGGAAAGACGCAGGAAAACCGGAGGCUCCGUCCGAGAAGAGGAAUCGUGACGACCAUGACGACCUGCCCCCACCGCCGAAGCGACAAGUCAGCAUGAUCAUGGGAGGCCUCAUGGACAAUGACGACUCCAUAUCAGCGAUCAAGGAGUAUGAGCGAAAGGCCGUUACGGCACAACACUACCCAUAUAUCCAUAAAGGAAUCCCCACUAUCUCCUUUAUGGAUAAGAACGCAAGCGAAUUAGAUAUCCCCCAUCUCGACCCACUCGUGGUCACGCUACAGGUUCACGACUACGACAUCGCGAAGGUUCUAAUUGACACUGGCAGCACGGUGAACCUCAUCUUCCUAGAAACACUGGACCGCAAGGGAGUGGAACAGGGGUCCAUCAAACCCACGUCCCGUCCCCUUACCGGCUUCACCGCCGAGCACGUCUACAGUUGUGGUACGGUUCGGCUCCCCGUUUAUGUCGGCGGAAUUUUGAAGCUCCUGAAGUUCAUUGUCAUGGAUAAACCGGCCAUCUACAACGCAAUCCUCGGCACCCCCUGGCUCCACGAAAUGAAGGCCGUCGUCUCGACUUUCCACUAG
Microthlaspi erraticum is the source of this 672-nucleotide messenger RNA. The record is from the annotation of a GenBank genome assembly. NCBI's taxonomy places the organism in Eukaryota, Viridiplantae, Streptophyta, Magnoliopsida, Brassicales, Brassicaceae.